Molecule: messenger RNA, 216 nt
Organism: Trichomonas vaginalis G3
Lineage: Eukaryota; Parabasalia; Trichomonadida; Trichomonadidae
Product: phosphoprotein phosphatase protein
Exons: 1
Coding region: 1-216 (71 amino acids)
Source: RefSeq, a predicted model, not a curated record
AUGGCAGAACUUAUAGUUUCCUCUUUCAAAACUCUUCUUGAAGCAAAGGAUGUAUCCGAAAUAGGUGACACAAUUCCAAUUCCACGCUUUGGAGAACCACAUAUUCAACAAGUUAUACAACAAGCAAGAAAAUUACUUUCCCUAGGAUCCCCAGUUGUUCAUUUUUCUGGUCCUUGCGUUAUUGUUGGUGAUUUGCAUGGAAAUUUACAUGAUUAA